AUGGCCGAGAUGGAAGAAAAGCCCUCCUAUCUCAGUGCCAAAGGGGCCAAGUAUGCCCUCGGUAUCCAUCGAGGGCCUUUACCCCCGGCCAAUGGGGACGGUGGGGAGAUUGAACAUGUCGAGACAGCAUUAUCGCUGGAGAAGAAAGAGAGAACGAAGAAAGAGGCCAUGCGUCGCCAUUGGGCCCGGUUCUGGUGCUGCUAUAUUUUCUUCUCGAUCAUCUUCCUCGCCAUCAUCCUCCCGGUCUUCUUCGUGGUGAUUCUUCCCGCUGUCUCUCAGCGAGUUGUCGACAACUCCGACCUUGUUCUCGUCGAUGCAAGUGUCAUGCAACCUCGUCCAGACUCGGUAAUCCUCACUAUGCAGUCCGCCCUCAAAUUGCCCAUUGGACUUCCCGUUCGUAUCGAUCCCAUCACUUUGGACCUCUUCAACCGGGAGGAGCCUGGGAACAGCACCUGGACCAAAUUGUACCUCAACGGGACAACUAUCUCGGGCAACACCACUUUGGGAGUCACUAAUCAGUUCAGUCCACUCAAUACGGAGCAGUGGGCCAAAUAUGUGCACAAUGUGGUGUUUGAGGAACAUGCACCCUUGUCGUUGAAGGGCACUACCAUGUCGUACCUAGGCAAACUUAAAUCGCGCGUGACGAUGGACAAGACGAUCAAGCAAAACACCCUAAACGGCUUCGCCGGAUUUUCCAUCGAGGGAUCGCAAUUGCUUCUGCCUGCUGAACCAGACGGCACCAACCUGAUCGCCAACGCCACUUUGCCCAAUCCCUCAGUCAUGACAUUGGAAAUCGGCACAACCGUGUUGGACCUCAAGAGCGGAGAUCUCGUCAUCGGCAACGCAACGAUCGAUAAUCUCGUUCUUAGACCGGGCAACCAUUCAAACCCCGUCCGCGGCAGACUCGAUCUUAAAACCGUGCUGAAGAACCUUGGACCGGUCCUACAGAGCCAGAAAGACUCCCUCCGCAACGGAUAUCUGACUCUCAACACCGUUGCCAAAUCGGUCGUUUAUGACGGCGUGGAGGUGCCAUAUUAUACGAAUGUGAUGAAGGACCUGACCCUUAGCGCGAAGAUUCCUAUCGGCGGGCUGCUGGUCAACACCCUCCGGGGGAUGUUCAACAAGAACGGGACAAAUAUCCUCGACCAGAUGAAUAUCACCGACUCAUCGUCGUCGGGAAGCACGAGCGGUCUGCUGUCCGAACUGCAGCAUCUGAACUUGAGCAGUCUGGGCGGAGGGCUGAGCAGUAAAUUGACUAGUCGAUCGCUGGCCGAAUUCCUCGAUCGUCCCGACGAUAAGGCAUUAUUGGCUGAUGUGCUGAAGGGAUUCUUGUAA
This is a messenger RNA of Aspergillus udagawae, 1335 nucleotides long. Its product is annotated as DUF3712 domain-containing protein. The record is from RefSeq and is a predicted model, not a curated record. Gene Ontology annotation, cellular component: fungal-type vacuole membrane. The transcript has 4 exons. NCBI's taxonomy places the organism in Eukaryota, Fungi, Ascomycota, Eurotiomycetes, Eurotiales, Aspergillaceae. Bases 1 to 1335 code for a protein of 444 amino acids.